This is a messenger RNA of Trichomonas vaginalis G3, 261 nucleotides long. RefSeq lists its product as uncharacterized. The transcript has a single exon. The record is from RefSeq and is a predicted model, not a curated record. The coding region runs from base 1 to 261 and encodes 86 amino acids. Lineage: Eukaryota; Parabasalia; Trichomonadida; Trichomonadidae.
AUGAGGAAGUUUUUGGACGCUAUUACAAAAUCAUUCGAGUGCCAGCUGCUUACUCUCACCACUGUUGCAACUCAAUGCUUUAACUUAUAUAUCCAAGCAUCCCAGGCCGAACCUGACCUCAAAGAGAAUGCAAAGAUUGAAGAAUUUAUUUCUGCUUUUAAUAGAAUGAUGGAAAAAGUUGUAAAUCCACUCAUUACAGCCGAUAGAAGUAACAGAUCAAAAUUCAGAUCAAUAACGCAUUAUUCAAGAUCAGUAAAAUAA